AUGGAAAAGCGACAUGAAGCGAGAAAAGAGGAGCAUUCCGAUCGAGUUCAUGAAAAAAACCAGAACAAUGAUUCAACACCAACACCUCAAAAUUCUGAAUCGGAAAUGAAUUCUAAUCAUCAAGAAAAAACACCAAGUGCACUUGAUGAAUUAUUUUCAUCAUCAUCUUCGGAUGAAGAGGAGAACAAACAAAACGGAAAUGAAACAUCAUCACCCUCUUCCGAAGAUCACAAUGAUUAUAUGAAUGAUAAAUUUUUACAACAUUUAUCGGAACAAGAUGAAAUUUCAAGAAAAAACAAUCAACAAUCACAUCAUGAAACAAAACUUUCCUUCUAUAAUGCUCCUCCUGAAUUAUUGAAACAAUAUAAUAUUGCAAAGAAGGAAAAACAACAUAAAAAAGCUCAUCAUUUGAAAAAACAAAUUCGAGAAUAUGGUAUUAGAGAGAGCAUGCUGGAAAAGGCCAAGAUUUCACUUUCACAAAAUUUAAUCAAAAAGGAAGAAGAAAAAAGUGAAGCGUCACAGUCAGUGGGAUUGAAAUUGCUGAAAAAGAUGGGCUAUGAGACAGGUCACGGCCUUGGAAAGAACAAACAAGGCUUGAUCAAUCCUCUUUCAAUUGAUCGGCAAUUGGAUGAUUUAAUUCAAACAAGUGCACAGGGUAAAACAAAGAAUCUACCAAAGAUUGGAUCUACUCAAGAGGACCUUCAGAAAAAGGCACAAAUUGAGCAAUUUAAAAACAACAUGAAAGAAAAAUCAAUAGGCCAGAAACACCAGAAGCGAACAUUAACACCUGAAGAAUAUAAAAGUAGAAUGAAAGAAAUUCAUGACGAACAAAAGAAGAAGAGGAAAUUGAGAAUGGCAUUACAACCGAGCAGUGAUAUGAAAGAGAAUCCUUUAAAGAAACAGAAAGAAGAGGAAAAUUGGGAUGAGUUUGAUGAUUUUUAG
Molecule: messenger RNA, 942 nt
Organism: Naegleria fowleri
Lineage: Eukaryota; Heterolobosea; Eutetramitea; Acrasida; Naegleriidae
Exons: 1
Coding region: 1-942 (313 amino acids)
Cellular component (GO): kinetochore
Molecular function (GO): nucleic acid binding
Source: RefSeq, a predicted model, not a curated record